Messenger RNA from Penicillium bovifimosum, 1569 nucleotides. RefSeq names its product YagE family protein. The record is from RefSeq and is a predicted model, not a curated record. The coding region runs from base 1 to 1569 and encodes 522 amino acids. The transcript has 2 exons. Lineage: Eukaryota; Fungi; Ascomycota; Eurotiomycetes; Eurotiales; Aspergillaceae.
AUGGCUCCUGCAGAGAAUUCUCCUCUGCUGCCGCAGCAUCAGAAGUCGGCCUCCAAUACGUCACCACAGGCAAACCGGACGGCGCGGACGGUAUCAUUCAACCCGCUCACGCAAAUCAGCACAUAUGGUGGCACUGCCUCCUCCUCCGAUUCCACGUUUCGCCCCCUACAAACCGGCUCACCCCCUGUGCAGAAUGUCAACGCCCAGGGCCAACCUCGUCCCGGUAGCCAGCCCAUGCUUUCAGCAUUGAAUAGCAAGCUUCGUCGCCGUAAUAGCCACGGAGCUCCCUUAGCCACUCCCUCGAACCAGGUACACGCGGCCUCCAAGAUUGGACCGCAGCGAACCACAAAGAAAGCACAAAAAUUAAAGCUGCUGCCGGACCCCGUGACGGAGGAGGAAGAAGGCGUGGAUGGGGAUUUCCCUCGGGAUGUAUAUUCGCAAAUCGCUCGCAUCAAGGACCCCGCCGCACGAAGCCAUGCCGCUCGACUGGGCAAAGCCGACCGCGAUCGCAUACCCCGAGUGACAGCCUAUUGCACGGCCAAUUCGUAUCGACUCGAGGGGGUUAUCAAAUUCCUUAAAUCGCGAAGCAAGACUCGUGGAGCCAACCCCAAGCUGUACGAUGAGUGCGUUUACUCUCCUUUCGAUUAUCAAUACGAAGAAAAACAAAACGGUGCACGGUUAUUCCAGGACGCGGGCGGCAAUGGACACCACGAAAGGCGGCCCAGCGAACGGAGAUAUUCGGAUAGCGCAGUGGAGGUCGAAGACAAUAAGAAGAGCAGAAGAGAGGACUUGAUUGAUUUGCACGAGGAGAGUCACUCUUCCAAUGACGCCGAACAAGCGGUCGUCAAAGACACUCCUGAUAUUGAUACCACCAUCCACACACCUGAAGUAUUCUUAUUCGACUAUGGAACGGUCGUAAUAUGGGGAAUGACUCCUGCUCAAGAAUCGCGAUUCUUGUCCGAUAUCUCGAAAUUUGCGACAUCCAUCUUGAGCCCUGAUGACACGCAGAUUGAGAACUUCAACUUCUACUAUGCGCGUGAGUAUCAAGCUAGAAUCUACAACGACUUCAUCUCUCUUCGCGAUCCGCGCAACAAUAUGGUCAAGCUGGCGAUCUCCCAUGCCCUGGCACAAUCAGUCAAGACUUCGCUUUUCGAGGAUCUGUUGUCAGAAACAAUCACCGACACUGCACCGCUACCUGCGCAGAUUGCGCAAACUGGUAGCGUCAACCUGACUCGUCGGCAAAUCAACAUGCAGAUUGGAGAGCUCUUCAUUCUCCGCAUCAAUAUCCACUUGCAGGGGUCUGUGCUCGAUAGCCCAGAGCUCUUCUGGGCAGAGCCGCAAUUGGAGCCUGUCUACCAAGCCGUCCGAAGCUACCUGGAGAUGGAUCAGCGUGUUAGUCUGCUGACGGAGCGAUUGGACGUUAUUGCGGAUCUUCUUGCGGUUCUAAAGGAUCAAUUGACACAUCGCCAUGGCGAAUAUCUCGAAUGGAUUGUUAUCGUCCUAAUCGCCGCCGAGAUUCUCGUGGCUGCAAUCAACAUUGUCGUUGAUCUCUAUGCUGGAGUGGAUUAG